UACGCGGAAAGAAGCACGAGAGGGCGUACACGAUUGAAUUCGCGUUCAUCAGAUAAGUUCUCCUUUCGAUGUGUAUGUUCGCGCGAGUGCGAUAGAUAAGCAAACUAUUGCACAACAUUGCGUUUACCGCACGACUGGUGGACAUCAAAAUAUUUGGAACGUUUUCGAGUACUAGGAAGGAAAAAAAAAAUAGUGGACCGAGUCUGUGACAAGUCGACGGCCGAAGAAAUAAGAAAUAUAUUCCAAAGGAGUUCAGUGAAGUGUUACGAAGAAGUUACAAAUCGGGGAGGAUAGAAUCGGCUAUGAUCGACGUGGAAAAACUUACCGAUAUGAGCUGUCAAGGACUACAAUCUUUUUCGUUGAGCACGAUGGCGGAAAGCGCAAAGCCAACGUGGAACAUGGAGUCUCGAAAUUGCAAGUGUUCACGGCGAAGCAACAUAACCUGCGGCAUGCUCCCGACUCUACGUGUCCUGGCAUCUCGAGAAUGCAACGAUCAAGGCAGUAUCUGUAUGGUACCGCUCGACGUCAAGAUGGAUGCUGCUAGUCAUCUCCAAAUGAUUUUACUCGAGGCUUACUGCCGUGAAAUUGGAAUAAGAGUAUCGAGAGUACCGCUACAUACGCUGCAAAACUUACUGGGUCCAGGACAUUCGGAUCUCUCUUGCGUUCUCAUUGACGAACCUUAUUCCACGGAUCCACCUGAAUGAGGCGAAAGGGUCCAGUCUCUCUUCAGAUACGAUAUUGAAAAUUGAACAUUGAAAAUACGUCAAAAGACGGGUGAAUACACACUUACGUGCGCUUGAAUCGGCGCGGGAGAAAUAACCAUCGAGCUACGACGAUGUUUUUUUUUUUUUUCUUUUUUCUUUUUGGCGAUUGAUUCUCGUGCCUUCGGAUUGGUCGAUUCUUCUACGCAGAAAACGCAUGACCUACAUCUUUACAGCGAAUCGCUUUCACGUUUACGUCAUCUUCUUACGUGACUUCGCUCUAUAAUGUAACGAACGUCUAUGGAUUAUCGAUAUGAUUAUAUUUUUUCUAUUAUAUGGUACAAUUCAUAUUGAUUUGUACAAUCGAUUGUUAUAAAAGGAAAUAAAAAUAUGAUAAAGUUAUGAUUAGA
Messenger RNA from Vespa crabro (European hornet), 1111 nucleotides. RefSeq lists its product as uncharacterized. The record is from RefSeq and is a predicted model, not a curated record. Bases 303 to 704 code for a protein of 133 amino acids. NCBI's taxonomy places the organism in Eukaryota, Metazoa, Arthropoda, Insecta, Hymenoptera, Vespidae. The transcript has 2 exons.